This is a messenger RNA of Colossoma macropomum (tambaqui), 2102 nucleotides long. RefSeq names its product UDP-glucuronosyltransferase 2A1-like. Bases 20 to 1612 code for a protein of 530 amino acids. The transcript is spliced from 6 exons. Gene Ontology annotation, molecular function: UDP-glycosyltransferase activity. Lineage: Eukaryota; Metazoa; Chordata; Actinopteri; Characiformes; Serrasalmidae. The record is from RefSeq and is a predicted model, not a curated record.
GCCACAUACACUGAUCAGAAUGAAGCAGAAGCGAUCUCUCCUGUCUCUGCUCUCUGUGGCACUCGUUCUUCUUGGCAAUGUAGACGGGGGAAAAGUUCUAGUGUGGCCUGCUGAAGGCAGCCACUGGAUCAAUCUGAAGCCUGUGAUCGAGACUCUGAUUGACAGGGGACACGGCGUGACCGUUCUGGUUCCGAAUGCAACGUUAUAUAUGGACACCAAGAAACCAGAACGCUUCAGCUCGCUCUGCUUCAAUGCGUCCAUAUCUGAGAAGGACUUGGACGAUUUCCUCGAGGAAUUCCUGCAGUUUGAAAUGUACGAGUCCCACCAGAUGAACGUUCUGCAGAAAUACAUCAAACUUUACGAGUUCUUAUCUAAAGACCAGGACUUCUUUCUUCAGUACUGUGACGGGGUGCUGAAGUCUCCAGCAGUCAUGGACAAACUGCGGGAAGGGAAGUUCGACGUGAUUCUGGCGGACCCUCUGUUCCCCUGCGCCGAGCUGGCCGCUGAAGUUCUUGGCGUUCCAUUCAUCUUCACGUUUCGUUUCUCCGUCGCUCACACCGUGGAGAGGAUGUGUGGUCAGUCUCCAGCUCCACCGUCCUAUGCACCUGGGACCAUGAGUGAACUGACCGACAGGAUGAGCUUCUUUGAGCGUGUGGUCAGUCUGCUGUUCUAUCUGACUAAUGAUGCAAUGUCUGUCAGCCUGUGGAAAAAAUAUGAUGACUAUUACACGGAGUACUUAGGUCGACCCACUAGCUACUGUGAGCUGACGGGCAAAGCUGAUAUCUGGUUAAUCAGAACGUACUGGGACUUUGAGUACCCGCGGCCCCUCCUGCCCAACUUCGUAUAUGUUGGCGGGCUGCACUGCAGUCCAGCCAAACCAUUACCACAGGAUCUGGAGGAGUUUGUGCAGAGCUCAGGGGAUGAUGGGAUUGUGGUGUUUACUCUGGGAUCCUUCAUCAGAAACAUGACUAAAGAGAGGAGCAACAUAAUCGCCUCUGCUUUUGGACAGAUCCCACAGAAGGUCUUGUGGAAGUACAGUGGAGAGAAGCCAGACACUCUGGCUCCAAACACCAGAAUUUAUGACUGGAUCCCUCAGAAUGACCUACUGGGUCAUCCAAAAACCAGAGCAUUUGUCACCCACGGUGGCACUAAUGGUGUAUAUGAGGCCAUCUACCAUGGUGUGCCGAUGGUGGGGAUCCCCAUAUAUGCUGACCAGCCUGAUAACGUGGUCCAUAUGAAGGCUAAAGGCGCUGCUGUUUUUCUGAACUUCAACAGCAUGCAGGCCCAGGAUCUGGUGGACGCUCUCAAGACCGUCAUUAAUGACCCCAGCUAUAAGGAGAGCGCCAUGCGUCUGUCACGGAUCCACCACGACCGUCCCGUUAAACCUCUAGACGAGGCUGUGUUCUGGAUCGAGCACGUAAUGCAGAAUAAAGGCGCUGGGCACCUGCGUGUGGCCUCCCAUAGCCUGACCUGGUACCAGUACCACUGCCUGGACGUCCUGGUGUUCGUCAUCAGCAUCCUGGCUCUGGUCUUCUACAUCAUUAUUAGAACAUGCAGCUUCUUCAUCCGGAGAUGCUGCCGAACACCGAAGCACAAAAGCAAGAAAGACUGACACAUUUAGCUUAUUGUCUGUUGCCUAAUUUACAAGUUUCGAGAGGUUUUGUUUUACCAUGAAUUUACCACAGUUGCUUAAUGAAUUAUUCAUUAUUGAUAAGAGUCAUAACAUCAGUUCUUCCUCCAAACAGUGUUUUUUGGCAACCAGGGCCAACAGUUGACAAACUACCAGGUCAGUUUAUGUUUCCCAGGUCUGUUUCUGGGCUCCAGCGCUAGUAACUCAGUUCAUGGGGUGUUAAUAACUUUCUAAACCAAGUUUUCUGGUGUUGUUGUUUGUUCAUACAAUGCUUUUUCAAGCUCUAAAACAGAGUUAUAGCUCAAAGGUUCAUAGAGUUUAGAUGGUGUGCAGCCCUUUUGCGCUGCAAGUUGGGGGUUUUGGGGUACUUUUUGAGUUGGAAAAAACUCAACACAACAUUUAGCUUCCUCUGAAACACAAUCUCACUGAACCUCCUAACAACAAUAUUUGCAAUAAAUUAAUUUAAGUUUCA